Molecule: messenger RNA, 1095 nt
Organism: Helobdella robusta
Lineage: Eukaryota; Metazoa; Annelida; Clitellata; Rhynchobdellida; Glossiphoniidae
Exons: 8
Coding region: 1-1095 (364 amino acids)
Cellular component (GO): endomembrane system; mitochondrion
Molecular function (GO): acyltransferase activity
Source: RefSeq, a predicted model, not a curated record
AUGAUAGGAUUUUUAUAUUUUUGCAAUUUGUUCAGAGGGGUAGCAUCAGCGGCUUUCAUAGGGAUCACUACUCCUACCGGUUUUUUAGUUUGGUGUGCAUUGAAAAUUGGCGUAUACCCAUUUUCAAGAAAACUUUAUAACUAUGGAGAUGAAUGCUUUUAUUCACUUUAUCAGAGGAUGAUAUUAUUUUUAGCUGAGGAAAUAUCAGGAGUUCAGAUUAUUUUUUAUGGAGAAAUUGAUAAAUUUAUACAAGAAAAAGAGAGUGGUUUGAUUUUAUUCAACCAUCAGUGUACAAUUGAUUGGCUUUUAGCAAGUAGCUUGGCAUUAAGAAGAGGUUCUGUGGGGUCAGUUCGAUAUAUUUUGAAGCAUUCUCUAAAAUACAUACCAUUUUAUGGCGUAUAUCUCAAAGCACAUGGUUGUGUUUACAUAGAAAGAAAGCAAUAUGAUUCUAAGAAGACAACCAAACAACUGAGUUGUUAUCCAACAAUGUAUAAAAAAUUUCUAUUAGUUCUUUUUCCAGAGGGGACGAGGUAUAGUAACAAAUCUUCAAUGGUGUUUAAGAGAAGUCAGGAAUAUGCUUUGGCACAUGGUCUCCCAACAUUUGAUCAUGUUCUCGUGCCAAGAGUUAAAGGUUUUGAAACGUGUUUAAACAGCCUGUCGGAUUCAAUACAUUUUAUAUACGAUAUCACAAUUGCUUACAAGUGUUUUUCAGAUGAAUCAAAUAACAUUAUAUGCUCAAAAAGAGUUCCAUCACUAAUGGACCUCUUCAAUGGCGAAUGCAAAGAAAUUCACAUUGAUGUAAGAUGCUUUGAUGCUGAUAAAAUUAAAGCUGAUCAUCACAACAUUCAAGAUUGGUUGAUGAACAGAUUCGAAAAUAAAGACAAACUGAUGAAGAAAUUUCAUGAAAAAAACGAAUUGUUUGAUGAGAGAAGUAUGAGAAAAGCUCUAACUGUUGGACAAACAUUACCUGCAUUUUUAUUGUUUUUUGCGUUAGAUAUAAUUUUACUAGGAACUGCAAAAGGACGUAAAUUAUAUACUUUUUCAUUUGUAACAGGUUUUAUCAUCUCUACACUAUCUUGGACAUUAAAAUCGUAA